GUAAUAUUUAUGUAUUGCACUUUAUGCUGUUAUUCCUAACCUUACUGCAAGUGUAAAUUGUCAACAAUUAGUGCGUUUGUCAUUGAAAUACCUCUAAAAAGUGAAUAAUUAGUUGUAAUAAGUUUAAUUCAACAUGUCUUAUCAAUUAUAUAGAAAUACUACGCUAGGAAAUACUCUGCAAGAAAGUCUAGAUGAAUUAAUUCAGUAUGGACAGAUUACACCACAACUUGCGAUUAAAGUAUUAUUGCAAUUCGACAAAGCUAUCAAUCAGGCGCUUGCAACUCGAGUUAAAUCAAGACUCACAUUUAAGGCUGGCAAAUUAAACACAUACAGAUUUUGUGACAAUGUUUGGACUUUUAUGCUAAAUGAUGUUGAAUUUCGAGAAGUUCAAGAAGUGGCCAUAGUCGAUAAAGUUAAAAUAGUUGCAUGUGAUGGAAAAACCCUAGAUGCGGAUGCUGCUCAAAAACGAUAAUAUAUCAAAAAAUUUUACAAUACGCAAUUUUUUCAUGUAGAUUUUACAAAGAAAAGCGAACUUUUGGAUGAAAAUAAUUUGUAUUUCUCACUAUAUUAUAUGUGCCAAAAGAUUAUUUAAAAAUUAGUAUGUUUGGACGAUAUUCAAUUUUUUGAGAAUAAAUGAAGACAAACGGUUUUUCAUUGUUUGUAUAUUUGUUUUAUACAAAAAUUGAAAAGAGUGUGAGUGAUGUUUACGUAUUUCAAGGUUAAACGAAAAGUGAAAGUGUUUUUAAAACACAAUUGUAUAUGAACACGGAAAAAUGUUAAAAGUAAUUCAACUCAAAUAUAUAACUAUUCCAUGAAA
Molecule: messenger RNA, 817 nt
Organism: Leptopilina heterotoma
Lineage: Eukaryota; Metazoa; Arthropoda; Insecta; Hymenoptera; Figitidae
Gene: TfIIA-S
Product: transcription initiation factor IIA subunit 2
Exons: 4
Coding region: 134-472 (112 amino acids)
Biological process (GO): RNA polymerase II preinitiation complex assembly; transcription initiation at RNA polymerase II promoter
Cellular component (GO): transcription factor TFIIA complex
Molecular function (GO): TBP-class protein binding; RNA polymerase II general transcription initiation factor activity
Source: RefSeq, a predicted model, not a curated record